This is a messenger RNA of Ictalurus furcatus (blue catfish), 6344 nucleotides long. RefSeq names its product oxidative stress induced growth inhibitor 1 (gene osgn1). The record is from RefSeq and is a predicted model, not a curated record. The coding region runs from base 1538 to 3013 and encodes 491 amino acids. Lineage: Eukaryota; Metazoa; Chordata; Actinopteri; Siluriformes; Ictaluridae. The transcript is spliced from 6 exons.
CACAAUGCUCUGAAGGGACUCAAAGUUUUGGGACAGCACCUUGUGGUCAGAAAGUGUAAUGCUAUUAGCUAUUAACUCCUUUUACCUACUGUCAUGAGACCGGUCUUGAUAGGUUCUGUGGUUCAUGCCGAGAACAAUGAUACCAAUUAUGUCAUGGUCGAGCAAACUUCUACCCGCUUUUUAAAAAAUGUUUUGAAAACUUACUUUUUCGAACUCCUCCUAGUCAGUUUGUCCGAUUUGCACAAAAAUUACCUGCAUCAUCUAGAUGCACUCACGACAAACAUUUAUGCACAGAAUUUUGAUAAACCAUACCGUUUUCAAAUGCCACUUUAACAAAUUUAAGGAGAUAGCAAAAACUGCGUUUUUGGCUUAUAACUUUUGAACUCUUUCCUGCACGGUGGCCAUCAUGUCCACAUGCCACCUGAGCGGUUUCAGAGCUACUAUUAUUUAUUAUUAUUAUCACAUAAAUAUUUAACUGCUGUAAAUGUAUGUUUAACCGGAUCCAUAAAGGAUUAUCGUAUAAUUAUCUUUGUAAUGAUCUGUUUGAGUAUAUCAGGGUCAAUAUGGCGGACGCGUUGACGUAUCGCAGCAACCGUCCAAAGCGGCCAAUAUGUAUUAGUGCGUUCGUCAUACCGGAAAGAUCGUAUUUACGAGUUGGAAACUCGGGAUUUUCGCCGAGCUCGGAGUUUCCGAGUUGGGGGCGUGUCAGUAAGAAAAUAGAUCCGAGUUAAUGGACGUAGCGUGUGUAAAUGACGGUAAAUUUGUGGAAAUUGAAUGUGUAUUCAUCUCAGAAGCUGAUUUGAGUUAUGAUGUGUUUGGUAGCAAGUUACUGAAAUACAAAUUUCUGCACAAAAUACGAUGUAAUGAUAAAGUUUACAGUGGCUUCCUAAAUCGAUUCAAAACGUACCCGAUGUGCAUUCUUUGUUAUUUUCUCUUUUAUUUUAUUUUUUUUGUAUUUUCUAGAAGUAGAGGUUUAAAAAAACGCUGUAUUUUUUUGUAGUUAAUUUAAGAGAAGGUACAUCUUACUCCGACCAAAGUGACUUGAACACACCUGACCUCGUAGUUACGACUUCCCAACUUGUAAAUACGGACUUCCCAGGAGGACUUGAAUGCACCAUAUAUGUCUACGCUGAGAACGCCAACAUGGCGGCUGUAGUCUGUAGGUUCAAUUCACACUACACACAUGUACUGAUAGUACGUACUGUCGCAGUGUGCGUAGGUUCCAGACUGCAGAAGCAGUACCAUCCGGGUAUUUCUCGCCUAUUGGUUCACGAAUACUGAGACUUUCUUACACAUUACGCAUUUAGCGUAGCGCCUUUCGCCUGCUGUGUAGGAUAGUGAGGACAUUCAGACGCAGACAAAGUGUUUGCAGAUGCAAAGCGGUUUCUAUUAUUCCUGCGGAGUUGUAGAAGGCUUCAACAUUUCGUUUUAAUCACGGCGUCAUUCUACGUAACUCAACCCCGUAUUCUCGUGGUUUGGUACCGAGUUUGCUGCUCAGCACUCAGCGGCGUGACCGGUAAGUCUGAGUGCUUCUUCCAUGGAUCUGCAUAGCAAAGACUCGGGUGAUGUCCUACCUGUGGUCAUUAUUGGGAAUGGCCCUUCAGGAAUCUGCCUCUCAUACCUGCUAUCAGGAUAUACACCGUACUUCUCCCCUGAGGCCUUCCACCCGAACCCAAUCCUGCACAGAAAACUUCAAGAGAACUCUCAUCUGUCUUUGUUUGAACAGGAUCUGGAGUACCUGUGUGAAGGCUUGGAAGGCAGAUCAUCAAAUCCUUUGGCUGUACUCUUUGAUUCAUUGCUCCUGCCAGACAGUGACGUUGGAUUGGACUGUGCCUCACCAUUGCUAUGGCGGUAUGAGCCAGAAAGAGCCAUGAGCCAUCUUGUGCUUGGAAAAGGACCACCUGGUGGGGCAUGGCAUGCCAUGGAGGGACCCAUGUUAACACUUAGCCUUGCUAAUUGGAUGGAGCUUCCUGGCCUCAAUCUGAAAGACUGGAUGAGAGAGAAACGCAGGAAUGUUCGCAAUGACCGUGCCACAUCAGCAGAUAUCGCCUCCUACUACCAGCACUAUGUCAACACGAUGGGUCUGAGUAACAACUUCGCCCGUGGUACAACAGUCACCUCAAUGCGGCGCGUCUCUCUUCGCCCAGGCCUUUCCGGUUGGCACAUCCAGGGCACACAGAGGUUAGACAAUGGAGAUGAGAUGCCCUUCUUGGUGCAGGCAGAGAAUGUAGUGCUGGCCACAGGCACCAGUGAUGCCCCAGCCCACCUUGGAGUCGAAGGAGAGUCAUUACCCUUUGUGUGUCACAGCUUCGGAGAGCUUGAGAAGGUCAUCUCAAAUAGAGGUCUCUGCAGAUCAUCAGAGCCUGUGCUGGUGGUUGGAGCAGGGUUGACUGCAGCUGAUGCCAUUCUAUGCACCCACCACCUCAAUGUGCCUGUGUAUCACGCAUUCCGUCGAGGCGUCUUAGACCCGGGACUCAUUUUCAACCAGCUGCCCCGUCUUCUCUACCCCGAGUACCACAAAGUGCACCAGAUGAUGAGCCAGCAGCAAUACCAACCAAGCCAUUCUGUACCCAGUUUACCCUCCCAGCAUGUGUCAUCACCAGACAAUGACCACACUCACUCGUCCUGCUCCUACCCUGGAUAUCUGAGCUUCCCGAAACACCGUGUUGUGUCUUUUAAUCACAACGGCAAGUGUGUCUUGGAGGCUGAGAGCGGGCACCAGGUGGUGCUGCAGGUGUCCUUGGCACUGGUUUUGAUCGGCUCGCAACCUAAUCUGUCGUUUCUGCCUGAGGAGGGAAGACAACUGGGGUUGGAGCCAGGACAACCAAUCAGCUGUCGGCGCAACCCAAUUAAGGUGGAACCGUAUACUUAUGAAAGUGUGCGGGAAGAGGGACUGUAUGCCCUGGGUCCUCUGGUAGGUGAGAACUUUGUGCGCUUCCUCAAGGGUGGUGCACUGGGUGCUGCAUGCAAUCUACUGCACAAAAGGAGGGGAGAGGAGGGCAAAAAGCAAUGACUGUCCUAUAAUGGCCUCGAUGUAGAGGAGAGAAAAGGGGAAAAAAUGAGAAAAGUAGGGAUCUUGUAUCCACCCACUACGACAAACAGUCCAACUGUUAUUCCAGUCUUUACUGCUCACAAAACGGAAGGGAAUCGGUGAACACUGUCGAAGAGGCUUUUCUCGUUAAUGAACAAUGGGUCUCAUUUACCAAUCUUUUAGUAAAGUUUUGUGUAAAUGUUUGCUUAAGCCAAACCAGUCAUUUGCAGCUUGAGACAUAUCACACUGCUCACUUAUCGGUCACUUGGUGCUGGCUGGAAUAAAGUGUUACACAGCAAUAAAAAGAUGCCGUGGCAAACAGAACCGACCUGCAUCCUGAACCAUUACAGCUCGCCCUCCUUUUAUACAGCAGCAUUUCUUCUAAAUUGAAUCACUACUCUUAAUUGUCUAAAUAUAUAUUGAUAUAAGUAUAUCUUUGCCUGCUUUUAGUUUUUUAUAUUGGAAUAUUUCUUUAAUUAACGUGAUUAAUAUGUAUGAUUUACGAAUAAAUAUAUUUGUAUACAGCAUGAUAAACAAGGCCCAAUGAGCGACUAGACCAAAUGUGACUUAAAAGAACCACAUUUUUCAAAUAAAAUUAAGUGGGAAAGUGUGCAGGACUGUAAAAAAGGAGGCAGAAGUUAAUGUUGAGUUUAAUUGUGUGAAUUGAACCCUGCAAACCUAGAGCCAACAGAAAAACUAGAAGAUCGGCUGUGGUCUUUUUUUUUUUUUUUUUUUUUUUGCUUCCUAAAAACCAACAACAAACAAAAAAAACUUUGAGGAGCUGGUCAUUAAGUAGUGCUCUCACAAACUGUUUUCUGUCCCAACACUGCAGUCCUUAUUUCUGAUCGUUCCCACGAGAGUAAAAACCUGUGUGCAGCGUUGUUUUUCUUUUUUUAAGUCAAGUCCUGUGUUCGCACAGUCCUGAUCCAGUUUUGUCUAAAUAAUUUAGGAUGAGCUCAAAUUCAUCUGACAAUAUUCUUUCUCAACCAGCGCCACGCUCUCUCUGCGGCUUCAAGUCUCUCAGCAUGACCCAUAGUAACAAAGAGGAAAAGUAUGAUAAACUAGAAUGGAAGGCAGGUUAAGCAAGGUGUCCACAAAUUGCAUGUUAACAAGAAAGCAUGAACUGCAUUUAUAAAGAAAUGUUUGGUGUCACGAAGAGGAAUGGAAAGCAUAUUAUGUGUUAUUGGUCUUGGAAUUUUGAACAUGGGGAGAAGUAAAUACAGCCCAAGGUACAGCAGUUAAUUUCUUGAUUGCAGCGUGUACACUCUGAGAUAUGAUGUACUAGUUUUUGUGACGCUGGAUUUGUCAAUGGACUGACCUGCUGUACUCAAAUACAUCAGGGAUUUUAUUUAUUUUCUUUUAACAAAGCUGCUAAUUAAGUUGUUUGGGAACAUGUCAUUUCUUAUACAACCCCAGUUCUGAAAAAGUUGGGACAUUAGGGAAAAUGCAAAAAAAAAAAAAAAAAUCCUAACAAAGUGUCAUUUGAAAAUUCAGUUCAUCCUGUACUAUAUUGAAAACACAUUAUGAACACAUUAUUUGAUGUUUUAAUGAUGAUGCAACACACUCCAAAAAAGUUGGGACAGUUGACCGUUUACCACAUCAACAACUUUUCUUUUAAUAACAUUUAUUAAGUGUUUGGAUGCUGAGUGAAGACACCAGUUGGUUAAUUUUAGCAAGCGGAAUUUUCCUCCAUGCAUCCAUUAUGCAUUUCUUCAGCUGUGUAACUGUACGAGUCCUUCAUUGCCUUAUUUUGCACUUCAUAAUGUGCCACACAUCCUUAAUCGGAGGCGGGUCAGGACUGCAGCAGGCCAUGCUCGCACCCGCACUCUCUGCUUACGCCAUCAUGCGCUUGUAAUCCGGGCAGAAUGUGGUUUGGCGUUGUCCUGCUCUGGAUGGCAGCAUAUGUUGCUCCAAAAUGUGUACAUAUCUUUCUGCUUUAAUGGUGCUUUCACAGAUGUGCAUGUUACCCAUGCCAUGGUCACUGACACGCCCACAUACCAUGACAGACGCUGGAUUUUGGACCUGAUGCUGAUAACAGCUCAGAUGGUCCUUGUCCUCUUUGGCCCGGAGAACACGACGGCUGUUUUGUCCAAAAACUAUUUGAAAUGCCGACUCAUCGGACCACAAAACACGAUUCCACUGUGCUACUGUCCAUCUCAGAUGAGACCGAGCCCAGAGAAAUGGGCGGAGCUUUUGGAAAGUGUUGAUGUAUAGCUUCUGCUUUGCAUAGUAAAGCCUUAACUUGCAUCUGUGUAUGCAGCAGCGAAUGGUGUCGACUGACGAAGGUUUACCAAAAUAUUCCCAAGCCCAGGUCAGGAUCUCCAUUACAGACUCAUGACUCGUACUUAUAUUGUGCAGUGUAGAAGGUGAAAUGUCCAAAAUCCUACCGAUUUGUCUUUGGGGAAUGUUGUUCUCAAAGUGUUGGAUUAUUCACAACCGAAUUUGCCAAGCAAAUUGGGUUUUGUAUCAGUCUUGGUGCUUUUAUUUCAUUUAUUAGUUAAAUGUAUGAAAUGUAAUAAGUAUGUCUAUAGAUCGUCUAGCCUGAAAACACCAUGCAAUCUCUAAGUUUGCUUGUGAUAGGCAUGACUAAUGCUAUAUAAUUUGCUAAUUAAUUAAUGAAAAGUAAAAUGUACUGUAAAUAAACAAUAUUUAUAGCUGGCUAGAAUUUGACCUGCCGUCUAGCCAAUUAUGCUUGCUAUUGGAAUCACUGGUAGUCUAACCUGGCUUUAGCAAAGAAAACAGUCUAACUUGGGUAACUAUAGCCAGUUAAUGUUAGCAAAUUAACUAAAAUGACCUCGUCAUUAUUAUUUUUUUUUUCUUUCCAAAAUAGGAUCCUUCUAGGAAGGCAAAGGAGAGGAAACGCUUCAUGUUAUUAGUUUUUUGUUUACUCCAAAGAGUUUCAACACUGCAGGGUUGGUUGGUUUUACAUCUUCAGAUACACACUGAUAGCUGCAGCGUUCACUAUAUUGUGUAUUAUGAAGAAGGUCACAGUAUGAUGAUUUAACAUGAGUGUUUUCUACUGAAUUUGUACCUGAUUGGAUACUUUAAACUUGAAUGUGAAUAAAAAUCUGCAGAAACCCAUUCUACUGGCAUUUAGCAAUCACUGGCUGGAUGAGAGAAGAUGCAUUUGAGAUUCGUACAAGUACAUUAAAGGUCUAAAUAAAAAUGUAAGAGGUUAAAAGUAAGUUUGUUUGUUUUUUCCCUCUUGAAAACAUAAAAAGUAAGAGUACAAGUAUUUAAUUUCAAUACCCCUCAAUUAAGGAAUAAAUAUCGCCAAAUAAUGGUUAAAUAUAGUAACAAAGUACUCAAACUA